Phytophthora infestans T30-4 is the source of this 1518-nucleotide messenger RNA. RefSeq names its product carbohydrate-binding protein, putative. The record is from RefSeq and is a predicted model, not a curated record. NCBI's taxonomy places the organism in Eukaryota, Oomycota, Peronosporomycetes, Peronosporales, Peronosporaceae. The transcript is spliced from 2 exons. Bases 1 to 1518 code for a protein of 505 amino acids.
AUGAGGACGGUGGCCGACGUGUCCACCGACGACCUGGUCAGUAGUCUCCUUAACUCCGUCACCACGGGGGGAUCCUCGACGUCCUCAACCACAUCCACCACCCCGUCCACCUCGACCGGCACUUCGCCCACCACUUCGUCCACCUCGGCAACAAGGACUUCAGCACCUCCGUCUGUUUCUUCCUCGACGCUUUCUUCCGCUUCAGCGUCGCAAAGUGCGUCUUCCUCCUCAAACGAUGCGUCUCCGGCCACAGACGCCCCGGAUACGACGAGUGCGGUCACCACUGCACCAGCCACCACUGCUCCUUCUCCAGCUGAUUCUUCUUCUACAGGUGCAGGCGAGACAGCAACAAAAGGCACGACAGAAGGCAGCGACGACGGAGGUGGCGGCGGCGGCAGCGGCGCCGGCCUCUUUAUCGGUAUCGCUCUGGGAGUCUUGGCCCUCGUGAUUGCCGCCUUGUUGUUCAUGAGAUCACGCAGGAAACGCUCGCAGAAAGAACGCGAGUCGGCUUCUUCUCCUCCGGCAGAAACCACAUGCUUAGCGGUGCCGGCCGAUCGAGGCUUCAAGAAGGAACAGGAACUGGGCUUACCGGAAAUGUCCAUCGAGCUCACACCGGGAGAGCUAGGCAUGUCCAAGGGCUUCGACAUGAGCUAUGCCAGCUCGACGAGAUCCAGCGCCACCAGUCAGCCGUACAACUCCAGUCUUGCGAGCAGCACUGACAGUAGCGUUUUUAACACAAGAGGAGGCGUAAGCCCAACAUUUAGCAACCGCAAGAUGGCCAGCUACUCGUACCAGUACCGCGAGUCGGAGGAGAACGGCAACGUCAACCCCAACACGUCAUCGGCACGCAGUAAUGACAGUACAACGUUCCAUCUUACGGGUUUGAUCGGCAACGGAGCAACAGCAAGUGGCCGGGGACCCAGCAAUCAGACCCGUGGCCGGAAACUUUCGGCUCCGGACGAGUACGCAGAAUUGGUGACGGCCACAAAUGCACACGGCAAAGUUGACAUGAACGCGCACAACCAAGCGCCCCUGGCGAUGCACGCAGACUUCACACAGAGCACCGCCAGUCAGAACGAAAUGAACGUCAGCAUGGGACCGGACAAUGACAACCACAGUUUCUUGGCGCCACUUCCGACACGACCGGCACCUGCGCCGGCAUCUCGUCCGACACCGACCAUUGUCCGUGCCUCUGAGGAAAGCAUGGGUCCGGACUCGCCUGUAGCUGGCCGUGGCAAGCGGACAGGAUCUGUGUAUGACACGAUCCCGAACUUGUCGGGAGAGAAGAUGUCGGCGUCUGCGUCGACGCGGAGUUCAGUGGAAGACCCGAACGCCAUGUCGACCGCUUCGUUCCUGUCCGAGUCGUCGAUCUCGUCUACGUCGACCAGAGACAGUGUGGCCACAUCAGCUCGAGGCUCGGCGUACGUCUCUUCGAUGCCCUUGCUGCAACAGCUUUCAAGUGCCGACGACAGCGACUACGCGCCAACACGGCACGCUCCGGUUCGCUCAUCGCAAUGA